AUGGAUUAAGGUUUUGGUUUUACUUUAUUAGAUAGAAUAAAAUUAUAUAAUGAUGUUAGAGAAUUUGAUGUUAGUCAUUACUUGUCAUAAGAAGGAUUACUAAUUGAAGUUAUUGGAGUUUUAUACUAAAAUAAGGCUGAAAUUUAUGAAAAUAGAAUUUAUAAGGAUUCAUAUUAAUUAGAUUUUACUCCAGUUUAUAAUACUUUAUUAAAAAUAUCACAAGAACUAUUAAUUAUUUAAAAUAAAGGGAAAACNUUCUGGCUAUGUUUAUUAAUCAAGAUAUUUUAAAUGUAAAUAUUAGUUCUAUUACCCAUUGUCUACUUAGGUUAAACAUUAGAAUAAUGUGGAGUCAAACAAGAAUAAAUAUAAAUGUUCUUCUCAACCUAAGAAACAUUUGAAUGGAACUUAAAAGAUUUAUUUUCAGGAUCCUAUUUGAAUUACACAAUAUCAGCAAAAUAACCCUUCUUUACUUUUAAAAAACCUAUCCAUUAAGAAUAUAUACCUAAAUAGUUGAUAGAAGGUAUAAUAUGUUUUUAUUUUAGGUAUAUCAAAAAUUGUUGCCAUAUAAGCAAAGACUGAAUAAGGAUAGAGAGUAUGGUUAAAUUAUUUUGCUUUUAUAGAAAAAAGUGUAAAUUAGUUAUCGAUUUUCUAUGCUGAAGGGUAACUUUAUUUAAAUGAUAAAGUAGUACAUAAGGAGAUUAUAGACCACCAUAUUUUAAUUAUAAAAUAGUGUUUACUUAAAAUCAAGAUAUUUAAUGUUUAAGUUUAGAAUAUCUUAAUGAUACAUCAUUUUUAGCUGAUUGCUAUAAUUCUAUGAAAAAUCCAAUAUAAAAUUAUUUUUAUGUUGUAAGUAAAUCUGGUUCUGUAAGAAAUAUUAGUAAUCAGAAUUAAGAUGUGUAAAAUAUAAUUACAAAAAGAAUUACUAAAGUGAUACCAUUUGUUGAUGCUAAAAAGAAUCAAAUGAAAUUAAUGUUUAGAUCAACACCAGCAUAUGCAACUGGAUCAGACUUAAAAAUUAAUUCAUUAAUUCAAAUUUAUAAUAUAGAAACAUUUUAAAUAGUUAAUUAAUUAAAUAUUAAUUUAGUUUGAUAGAUUUUGAAUUAUUUCUAGAUGGCAAACUUUAUAUUUUAACUGCAUUUGAUGGAAUAAUAAUAUUAUAAAUGGAUUAAGGUUUUGGUUUUACUUUAUUAGAUAGAAUAAAAUUAUAUAAUGAUGUUAGAGAAUUUGAUGUUAGUCAUUACUUGUCAUAAGAAGGAUUACUAAUUGAAGUUAUUGGAGUUUUAUACUAAAAUAAGGCUGAAAUUUAUGAAAAUAGAAUUUAUAAGGAUUCAUAUUAAUUAGAUUUUACUCCAGUUUAUAAUACUUUAUUAAAAAUAUCACAAGAACUAUUAAUUAUUUAAAAUAAAGGGAAAACAUAUUUAAUCAAUAUUGAAACUCAAGAUUUGAUAUAUAAAGAAGUACUUGAAGGAAUUUAAGGAAUAUUAAUCAAUUAAUACAUGGAAGAAUUAAUAUAUAUUACAUAAAUAGAUGCUAGAAGAUUCACUUUAUCAAGUGGAAAGUUAAGAUUUACAUCAGGAGAUAUAACUGUAUCAAGGGAAGUAAUAACAAUUUCUGCAUAGGAUGAACUUGGUUUUUAAUGUUAAUCUCAAUUAAUAUAUAGAGUUUUAAAUUAAUUUGAUUCAAAGUUAUAUGCACUUUAAGAAUUAGAAAUACCUGAUGUAUUUUAUGAUUAUCCUUUAUGGAAUCCAUUUAAAAUUCCAGUAUCAGGGCCAAAUAUAUAAUUUGGUACUUAUUCUGAAAGUAUAUCUGAAUAUGGAGGGACAAACACUGUAAAACUAAUUAUCAAAUCUGGAGGCACUAUUAAUGCAGAAUCAAUCUAUUCUUAAAUUCCAUCAGCAAAAUCUACACAAUUUGUAAAAUUAAUUAGUUUAGACUAAAAUGAAUAAAAAAUAGCUAUUAUAUUUUAAGAAUCAUCAACUAAAAAUAUUCUUACUUACAUUUGUUCUACAGAUUAAUAUUAUGAUGGAAAAGUAAAUUUUAAUUGCAUUAAUUAUAUGAAAUUUUCUGCAAAAAUAGAUUUAGUUAAUUCAAAUUUCUAAUGUUAUUUUAAAUAAGAAGUUCUGUAUGUUUUUAUAAUUGAUAAUUUUUACACUGUUGGAAUGUAUUCAAUUUCAUAAUAAGAUGUAUAAAAUCAAUAUAAAAUUAUAUAUAAUUCAUCAAUAUCUAUAGAUUCUAUAAGUGUUGUUGCAAGCAGAUUAUAUGUUAUAUUGAAUAAUCAAAAAUUAGACAUUUGA
Paramecium pentaurelia is the source of this 2294-nucleotide messenger RNA. The record is from the annotation of a GenBank genome assembly. Lineage: Eukaryota; Ciliophora; Oligohymenophorea; Peniculida; Parameciidae.